AUGCAACAGUUUCCUCUCCAUUUCGGAGGUGCACUAUGGGAGUUAUCCAGCUAUCCCUGUUGCCCCAUCCUGAGGAGCAAACACAGCCUUUCCACACUGCCGUUCUACAACUUAACUCUAUGGAUCAUUCUUGGGGUGCUGACGUUCCCCUGCUGUGUGCAAUGCCUAAUAUUUAAAGUUGGAGUGGUGGGGCCUUGGAACUGUGACCCUGUCUUCUCCAAAGCACUCCCUGCAGUCGCAUCAAAAUUGGCCAUUAAUAGGAUAAAUGAGGACUUCAGCUUGGACUUGGGCUGUAAAUUGGACUUUGUGGUGCUGCAGGAGCCGUGUGAAACGUCAAAAGCACUGACUUCAUUUGUAUAUUAUGAAAAAUCAGCUGAUGGUUUUGUGGGACCUACAAACCCAGGAUACUGCAACGCAGCGACCCUCCUGGCCAAGAACUGGGAUAAAGCCAUCUUUUCAUGGGCUUGCAUCAACUAUGAGCUGGAUCGAAUUGAAAACUACCCCACUUUUGCACGGACACUGCCGUCACCAGCACGGGUUCUCUUCACCGUGCUGAGGCAUUUCAGCUGGGCUAACAUUGGCAUUGUGUCCUCUAACGAGGAUAUAUGGAUUGACACCGCUAACAAAGUGGCCAGUUCUCUGAGGAGCCAGGGGCUUCCCGUAGGCAUUGUUGCGUCUGUUGGCAACAACGACACUGAGCUAGAGAGCACGCUGAGGGCCAUCCAGAAUGCAGGGGCAAUAAAAGUCAUUAUUAUGUGCAUGCACUCGGUGCUGAUUGGUGGAGAGCAGCAGAUGAACUUCCUGCUGAAGGCUUAUGACAUGGGCCUAACCAGCGGACGUUAUGUCUUCAUACCUUACGAUACUCUGCUAUACAGCCUGCCCUACACUGACGCUGCCUACUUCACAAUGCUCAAUAACACCAAGCUGCGCAAAGCAUACGACGCCGUGCUGACCGUCACUGUGGCUUCUGACCUGAUGUCCUUCAACCAGGCCUUCAAUAUGGCCAAACGACAGGAAGAGCUGAGCGUGUCAUAUGGUCCAGAGCAGGUUUCUCCUCUUUUUGGCACAAUCUACAAUGGGCUGUACCUCAUUGCCAAAGCUAUAAACAAUGCCAGAAGAGCUGGCCAGUGGCUCUCAGGAACCAACCUGGCCUUCUUCACCCGUAACACGACAUUUACCGGCUUCAACCAGAACAUCAAGAUAGACAGCCAAGGUGAUGGGCAGACAGACUACGUGAUUCUGGACUCAGAUGGCUGGGGGACACACCUGUACCUCUGCUAUCUGGUGGAUCUGGGCUCAGAUGUGGUGCGCUUUGCUGGCAAGUCCAUUCACUAUCCGGGGGGUUCCCCUCCCUCUGCUGACUCCAGCUGCUGGUUCGAUCCCAAUGCCAUCUGCACCGGAGGUGUGGAAAUCAUCUAUGUCAUCAUAGUGUUUGUGGUUGUAUUCGUUUUCACUGUUGGUGCCAUCGUGUUAAGUCUGUUUAUAAGGAGGCGAAUCCAACAGAUCCAGUUUGUAAAAGGACCCAAUCGGAUCUUGCUUACUUUAGAAGAUCUUACUUUCAUCAAUCCCCAGCUAAGCAAACGGAAAAUCACCCUGGAAGAACUCAGCGACUCCAAAAGUGUUGUUGAUGAGAAGAGCACCAGAUCAGGAGAUCGCUCCCACUCCGUAAACAGCCUGGCAACAGCAACGUAUGAGAACUCUAAUGUGGCUGUCUAUGAGGGUGACUGGGUGUGGCUGAAGAAGUUCGAAGAGGGCCAAUUCAAGGAGGUCAAGCAGAGCACCACCAAAAUAUUUACAAAGAUGAAGGAUCUCCGGAAUGAGAAUGUUAACCCGUUCCUGGGGUUCUUCUGUGAUUGCGAUGUAUUUGCUGUGGUCACUGAGCACUGCUCAAGAGGGAGCCUACAAGACCUACUGCGCAAUGAAGACGUUAAAUUGGACUGGAUGUUUAAGUCUUCUUUGGUUCUGGACCUCAUCAAGGGAAUGAAAUACCUUCACCACCGAGAAUUCCCUCAUGGACGACUAAAGUCACGGAACUGUGUGGUGGACGGACGAUUUGUCCUAAAAAUAACAGAUUAUGGGUUUAAUGAGCUUCUUGACUCCCAGAAAGCUCCAAGACAAGAGUUUCCUCCAGAAGAUCUGUUUUGGACAGCUCCUGAACUUCUCAGAGACCCCGAGAACUCACGGAGAGGGACAUUUAAAGGUGAUGUGUAUAGCUUUUCCAUCAUACUCCAAGAGGUGGUUGUUCGUGGACCUCCAUACUGCAUGCUUGGAUUGUCUCCUGAAGAAAUAAUUCGGAAGGUGAAGAAGCCUCCACCCAUGUGCAGGCCUACAGUAGCUCCAGACCAAGCUCCGCUAGAGUGCAUCCAGCUGAUGAAGCAGUGCUGGAGUGAACAGCCUGACAGGAGGCCUUCAUUCGAUGAGAUAUUCGAUCAGUUCAAGCUUAUAAACAAGGGCAAGAAGACCAACAUCAUAGACUCCAUGCUGCGUAUGCUGGAGCAGUAUUCCUCUAACCUAGAGGAUCUGAUCAGAGAGAGGACAGAGGAGCUGGAGGUGGAGAAACAGCGGACGGAGAAACUCCUGACAGAAAUGUUGCCUCCGUCUGUGGCCGAGGCUUUAAAAACUGGUGCCACUGUGGAGCCAGAGUACUUCGAUGAGGUCACCAUCUACUUUAGUGACAUAGUGGGUUUCACCACAAUUUCCUCACUUAGUGAUCCCAUCGAGGUUGUGGAUCUACUCAAUGAUCUCUACACAUUGUUUGAUGCAGUGUUGUCUAACCACGAUGUAUACAAGGUGGAAACCAUUGGAGAUGCCUACAUGGUGGCCUCAGGGCUUCCAAAGAGAAAUGGCAAUAAGCAUGCGGCUGAGAUUGCCAACAUGUCCCUGAACAUCCUCAGCUCUGUGGGAAGCUUUCAAAUGCGCCACAUGCCAGAGGUUCCAGUCAGGAUACGAAUAGGCAUUCACUCAGGGUCAUGUGUUGCUGGAGUAGUGGGCCUAACUAUGCCUAGAUACUGCCUUUUUGGUGAUACAGUCAACACCGCCUCUCGUAUGGAAUCUACGGGUCUGCCUUAUAGAAUUCAUGUGAACAUGAGCACUGUGAAGAUUCUCCGCUCUUUGAAUGAUGGGUACAAGAUCGAACUUAGAGGAAAGACAGAGCUGAAGGGUAAAGGCAUUGAGGAAACAUACUGGCUUGUUGGAAAAACUAAUUUUACAAAGCCUUUGCCGAAGCCUCCUGACAUCAAACCGGGGCAUAACUGGCAGGACAUGGUGACAGACGAGAUCAAGUCGAUUUUCCGGAAGGCUAACAGGCAGGUGGACAAGCCUAAAAUCUGA
Colossoma macropomum (tambaqui) is the source of this 3330-nucleotide messenger RNA. It is a transcript of the gene gucy2f, whose product is annotated as guanylate cyclase 2F, retinal. Gene Ontology annotation, molecular function: peptide receptor activity; ATP binding; protein kinase activity. Lineage: Eukaryota; Metazoa; Chordata; Actinopteri; Characiformes; Serrasalmidae. The record is from RefSeq and is a predicted model, not a curated record. Gene Ontology annotation, biological process: protein phosphorylation; cGMP biosynthetic process; intracellular signal transduction.